AUGACGUUUGUUUAUGGGGAUCCUGUAUUAGACAGACGAGAUCAGGUUUGGGAACAUCUUACGCGUUUCUCAACGACAAGAACUGGACCUUGGUUUAUGAUAGGUGACUUUAAUGAAAUUACGUGUCAUGAGGAAAAAGUUGGGGGAAGGCAGCGACCUGCUAGUUCUUUCCUGGCUUUUAAACAGAUGCUUAAUGAUUGUGGAAUGUUAGAGUUCCCUUUCACGGGUGACAUGCUCUCAUGGGUAGGCAAGCGAGCAGGAGGGUCUACAGUUAGAUGUCGCUUGGACAGGGCGGUAGGAAAUGCGGAUUGGCAUGAGAAGUUUCCCCAUUCGAGUAUAAAGUAUAUGAGGCUGUGGGGAUCGGACCAUCGUCCGAUUCUUGCAGAUAUACUGGUAAAGCCAAUGAUGAGAUCAAAAAAGUUCAAGUUUGAUAAGAGAUGGCUAGAUAACGAGGAGCUCAGGCAAGUCAUCCUGGAGGGAUGGAAAUCGCCUGAUCUCCCUCCAGAUGCGUCUAUUAUGGAACAUAUUUCAAGCUGUCGAAAGGCUCUGGGAGAAUGGAGGAGACAACAUAAUAUUAAUUCUGCGAAAUUAGUGGAGGAGCUUAAAGAAAAAGUGGAGGCCAUGUAUGCGGAUAACAAUGCCACAACUGAGGAAAUUGCAGCGGCUUUGAAGGAACUCUCUGAGGCUCUUAAGGCCGAGGAGAUGUUCUGGAAGCAGAAGAGUCGGAUCUUUGAAUCGUCUAAUCCUGAGGACAUUGGAGAGGCACUAACUCAAGUUCCUACGACAAUCACUGGGGCAAUGAAUGAAAGCCUUACAGCUCCGGUAACGGAAUGGGAGGUCAAAUUAGCACUUUUUGCUAUGCACCCAGAAAAGGCCCCAGGCCCAGAUGGGAUGACUGCGCUAUUCUAUCAGAAAUUUUGGGAUAUUGUAAAGGAGGAUUUGACUCUUAUGGUCAAUAAAUUCCUUGUCGAGGGAACAGUGGUGAAUGGAUUAAAUGAUACGAAUAUAUGUCUCAUCCCGAAAAUGACCAAGCCUAAUAAUAUGGCUCAGUUCCGACCCAUAAGUCUGUGUAAUGUCAGCUAUAAGAUAAUCUCGAAGGUCUUAUGCCAGAGAUUAAAGAAAGUGCUACCAGGAUUGAUUUCGGAAACCCAGUCAGCCUUUGUUGCUGGGAGGCAGAUCUCAGACAACAUUAUGAUUGCUCAAAAAAUGUUUCACGCAUUGAGAACCAAGCCAAGUGGACGCAGUAAAAGGAUGGCCAUUAAGACGGACAUGAGCAAAGCGUAUGAUAGAAUGGAGUGGUCGUUUAUUGAAGCUGUCAUGCGUAAAAUGGGCUUCUCAGAGAUUUGGAUAACCUGGAUAAUGAGAUGCAUUACGUCGCGAGUUAAUGCAACUACCAGACAAGAGGUCAAAGAUGCACUGGGAAUACAAAAUGAAGGAGGGAUGGGAACCUACUUGGGUAUUCCAGAAGACAUAAGCGGCUCCAAGUGCAAAUUGUUUGCUUUCCUUAAGGAUAAGUUAAUGCACAGGGUAAAUGGAUGGACGGGUAGGUGGCUUUCAAAAGGAGGAAAGGAAGUAUUGAUAAAAUCGAUUUUGUUAGCUCUCCCGACUUAUGUAAUGUCUACUUUCCUGCUCCCUUUGGAGAUAUGUGAAAACUUAGCUAGUGCCAUUGCACGCUUCUGGUGGAGCUCGAAUCCCCAAAAGAGAGGAAUACACUGGGCGAAAUGGGAAAAGGUGUGUGCACCAAGAGAGGAAGGUGGGAUUGGGUUUCGUAUGAUCCAUGAGUUUAAUCUGGCAUUGUUGGCAAAACAAUUAUGGAGGUUGGUUCAGUUCCCAGAUUCAUUGGUUGCCCGGGUCUUGAGGGGAAGAUACUACAGAUUAAGUUCUCCGCUGAGAGUAAACUCUACCAAUAACCCAUCGUAUGUGUGGAAUAGCAUCUCUGCCGCAAGGAAGUUGCUACUACUGGGAAUCAGACUGAAGAUUCACUCAGGAUAUGAUGUUAAGGUGUGGGAGGAUCCGUGGAUCCCAACAAUCCCAUCAAGACCGGCGGCUCCUGUUGCGCCUGUUAUGCACCCCAACAUGAGAGUUAGCGAUCUCAUUAAUCAGACAUCGAAGGAAUGGGAUGUUCGGCUUUUGGAGAGCUAUGUCAACAUGGACGAUAUACAGCUUAUAAGGAGUUUAGCCAUAAGCUCAUCUCAUCGCCGCGACUCCUUCUGUUGGAGCUACACAAGAAACGGACAAUACACAGUUAAAUCUGGAUAUUGGGUGGCGCGGAACUUAUUAAAGGUGGAGGAGGAACAGGAGGUUUUGGAGCCAAGUAUCACCAAUCUUCAAGCUUUUGCUUGGAAGCUGAAGGCGCCUAUGAAGAUACGUCAUCUUAUAUGGCAGUUGUUGACUGGGCACGUGGCAGUAACAAGGAAUUUAGCAAGACGCAAUAUGAGAUGUGAUAAUUACUGCCCGAGGUGUGGAGAAUUAGAAGAAUCUGUAACUCAUGCCAUCUUUGAAUGCCCGCCAGCGCUACAAGUUUGGAGCCUAUCAGCAACCCCAACAGGCCCAGAGGCUAGGAAUGAAAAACUAUUCAGGGGGAUAGAUAGAGAUCCUUUGGAGUUAGUUCGAUAUGCAGAGAGUGAAUGUCGAGCCUGGUUUGAGGCGAAUGAAGUGAUACAACCAGUGCCACAAGGAAACAAUAUGGUGAUCCCCCAAGUCAUAAGCUUGGGCAACAUAUGCCUGUUAGAUGGAUCUUGGAUAGCAUCGGCCAACUUUAGUGGAUGUGGAUGGGUGUGGAUGGACAGCAGGGGGAAGGCUCAGCUUAUGGGGUUAAAAAAUAUUACUCGACGUGAAUCAGCCUUGCACUCGGAAGUUGAAGCACUACAGUGGGCAAUGGAGAAUAUGCUUCAGCACUCAACAUGUCAGAGCUUUGGGACGGAUUGUAAGGACCUGAUUGCUAUGCUAGAGGAACCUCAUGCUUGGCCAAGCUUUGCGACAGAAUUGGAGAAGAUCGAGACGCUACGGAUAUGCUUCCCGGAGUUCAGCAUUACUCAUUGUUAUCAUCUCGAGGGGGAGAAUUAG
Molecule: messenger RNA, 3066 nt
Organism: Brassica napus (rape)
Lineage: Eukaryota; Viridiplantae; Streptophyta; Magnoliopsida; Brassicales; Brassicaceae
Exons: 5
Coding region: 1-3066 (1021 amino acids)
Molecular function (GO): RNA-DNA hybrid ribonuclease activity; nucleic acid binding
Source: RefSeq, a predicted model, not a curated record